Molecule: messenger RNA, 687 nt
Organism: Cylindrotheca closterium
Lineage: Eukaryota; Bacillariophyta; Bacillariophyceae; Bacillariales; Bacillariaceae
Source: the annotation of a GenBank genome assembly
AUGGCCAUUGGAUGGAAACAUGGGGAGAAUACCCCGAAACCACUGAGCAUCACUGGAGCCGAUGAUUCAGUGACCUGCACUAUGCAUGCUAGAAACCACAACCUAUUGGAAAGUCAAGGUUGUACACUUCUUGGAAAUAUUGUCAAGGACAAGAAGAAACUUCUUUGUCCACCCAAUCAAGUCAAGCUGAGAUUGCUACACACUACUUCACCAAAGUGUAUGUACUACUACAAGAUCCAGAAAGACCACAAUGGUGUCUUUCAACUUGACAAACUGAAUGGAACCUCAAUUGAUUUCUUCUCUAAGGAGCAGUCAACUGUUAAGACUGCUACUUCUGGUUCUGAGUCUGUAGCGGCUCAAACCUGUGCCAAACAGAUCAUGGAUCUCCAACAAACCUUGAGGUACCUUGGUGUGCUAAUCAGAGGUCAAAGCUACAUGUUAGGUGACAAUGAAUCUGUCAUGAACAGUUCUUCCCUACCUGAAGCUAAGCUACACAAUCAAGAUGUUGAAUUGUCAUUCCACCGUGUGAGAGAAGCAGUAGCAGCUAACAUGCUAUCUUUUAUCCAUAUUGACAGUGCUCUCAACCCAGCUGAUAUUCUCAGCAAACAUUGGGGUCAUCAGCAAAUCUGGACACUACUACCGACUCUAAUGUUCUGGUCUGAAGAUACUGCUGAUCAAGAGGACUAG